CUCACAGUUUAACUUUCUACUUCCUGAUGGUCUUUUGUGUUCAGCUUCAUUGAUGAUUAACUGCAUGUUACAGCCGAAGUGGUAAUGGUCAAGAACAUCAACUGAUUUCAUUUCGCUUGAUACUGAGAACAUGCACUGAAGAGACGCAGUCUGGUAACUAAACAGGCAGACAAUUCAGAUUUGGCAGACAAUCACAAUGCACUGCACAGGGGAAGGAUAUAUAGUUAUUCAGAGUGAGUGCACAGUCUGUAACUGGAAUGCUGAAGACGUGGAAACCUUUGUUGUGAAUGAAAAUGAGGUGUUAUACUUAAAGGUUUACAAAGAAAUAUGGUAGAUAUGCAAUAGCAGAUGAUUAGGUUUUUAUCUGCUUAACUACAGACGUUGUGAAGUUUACAUAAACGGAUAUUCAACUUUGUUGCAAAAGUUUUGAGCUGACUCCAUAGUUCAGUCGAGUUAAUGUUUCAUUAGCUACAACUUCUGCUGUAAACACGACUGCUUUGAACAUGGCACAGAGAACUGAACAGGCAAAGAGUGGUAAUAUUGGGCUGUAUACUAUAGAUGAGAAGCGUUCCAGUUUAACAUCCACAAAUAGCCUAAAAAAUACUUGUGCAGAAAGAAAGCGAGAUGGUAGAACUGGAGAGAGUCUUGCCCAUCAGGAUUCUAGCAAAAAGAAGGAUUUUUUAUUAAAGGAGGUAUGCUUGUGCAGUGAAGUACCUACACAACCUGAAGAAAUCACACAGCAUGAAACAGAUCCUGCUCAUUUCGAAUGUGUGACAGAUGGGGCUGGCUCAUCACCAUGCUCUAUGGCUACAGACAGCGUUCCUACAGAUGUUUUUCUUAAAUUAAUCAUGGUUAGCAGAAAAACUGGACUUCCUGACAGUCAUCUGCAGGAAAUUCUGAGAGGAAGACUUCGGAUUCUGGAAAAUGAUACUGGGGAAGUUGUGUCACUGUUUGGGGAGCUGUCAGCACGACUACUCUCCAUACAUUCUAAACAGGAUCUGAUUGUUGUUACAUUUAAAACAUUUGAAGAGAUAUGGAAAUUUUCUACCUACUAUUCUCUUGGUUUCAUCGGCCACUGUUUGGAAAAUCUCCUUUUUGAUCAUGUCUUUUGGCUACAGUCAUUAGAAAAGGAUGAGGCUUGGAUUGAUGUACAAAUAAAUGAAGAUGCCUUACUGUUAAUGUACAGGGGACUUUUAAUUCAAGAAGGAAUGUUUUACGCUUCAUACCAUGAUGGUGGUGCGGAAGAACUGAAAGGUGAUGACGCUGAUGAAAAGCAACACGUGAUUUUAGUUGAGGAUACCUCAGGUGGAUAUUCAUGGACAGCACAGACAGUCAGUGAUGGUAGGAGGAUCCUUGCUGCAAAAUCUAAGAUUGAGCCACUGAUCCCCUUUCACCAGUGGUUUUUGAAGACAUAUUGCGAAAGUGUCAGCUUGUCCAAUGAAACACGGACUGAAUUUUCUCAAGAAAUUGCUACAGGAUCUUGUGUAUCCCUCACUGAUUAUGAAGCAAGUGGGCCUGAAGAACUCAGUUUUCAGAGAGGAGACAGUAUUGAGAUUGUUGGCAUCCUUGUGGGCUGUCUGCACUGGUUUGUAGGAAGGCAUAUGUCUACUGGAAAAACAGGAUUUGUAAGGACAAAUCAUGUGAAGCCUGAAGACUUCUUAUUCCUAUCAGCUGUCCUGCAGUGUUUUGAAGAUGAAAAAUAUCUGAUCAACACACAAAACAGUUUCAGUGAAGAAUGCACAAUGAAUUUGCUGAAGCAAAUGUCAAGGACAGAUGUCAACUCUGUGUACAGAAUGGAUAUAACUGUUGGUUACACAGAAGAUGGUUACCACAAAGAAAUAUUACAUCAAUUAAAUGACACAGAUGAAGACUCUACACAUGACAAUGUCCUUAAAACUAUCAGUGAGCCCAGAGAUCAAAUCUGCAAAACAUCCAUGGUCAGUGCAACAAACAUAUUUGAUAAAGAUGCUUCAUCAUCACUUACUGAACAAAAAGAACCACGAUUUUGUAUAGGCCAGAAUGAAGACAGCUGUAGAUCUGAGAUUCUGCAGUCACUGCUUCUGUUCUUGAACAGCAGGGAAUACAAUAUUCAUUUUAAAUCCCUGUACGACUUUUCCUUUUCUUUCCUCCAUUCACUGUUCUAUGGUUAUCACGAAGAAGAGGACCUGGUGUAUUAUCUUGAACUGGCGAGAGAAGCUGCAAAGAAGAAAAAGAUGAACUGUGCACAAGCAAGGAUAUGUUAUCUGCUUGGCAGACUGUGCGCUAGGAAAAUGAAAUUCUCCCAAGCUAGAGUUUAUUUUGAAGAAGCAAUAGGUGUUAACAAAGGAGAUUUUACAGAUGUAUUUCUAUUAACAGCCGUCUACUCAAAUCUAACGUGUAUUUACUUGAAGCAGAAGAACAAGGAGAAAGCAUCUCCUGUUUUUGAAAAGUUAGCAGCACUUCUGUUGGGGAUGCCAAAAUACAUCUGUAGCACAGAAGCAGAGUCAGAAGUUCUUAGAUAUGUCUUAAAGAAAGCCAUAUUAACUCAGAAUCAGCAAGCUGAAGUAAGAAUAUGUAUUCUUUUAAUAACACUCUACACAAGUUAUAACCAACAUGAAGAGGCAUUACCAUUUAUAGAAAGGCUGCUGCUUCUUAGCAACAAUUUCCUUUCCCAGACAAACCUUCACGUGAUACAUUAUUAUUUUAUACUUGCUGAUUUGUACAAUGAAAAAUGCCUGCCCCAUCUUGCAGCAAGCUGUGUGAAUGCUAUUACUUCACACUGUAGUUGUUCACUUACUGACUGUAUGAAAAGUAUGCAGUUUCUUAUCAAAAAUUCCACCAAGCUUUUUGGUCUCAGGAAAGGGCACACAGCACCUGCCCAACUUGCACCAUACCUUAGGAAAACUCUUUCCUUAUUCCCUGAAGGAAAACAGCAACUAUUUUGUAAGACUGUAUACCUAAGUUUAUCAGAGUUGUGCCGCUCCCAUGGAAUAUAUGAAAAAUCUAUUUGUUACAUGAAAAAGGCCAUAGCUCUAGAGGUCUGCAUGAAUUCCGUUGAGGUAAUUGAUGAACAAAUUUCCUUAGCUUGGUUGUAUAUCCUCAGUGGUCAGGACAUUGAGGCAUUAGCCAUUUUGUUUCCAGUUUUGGAAUCCUGCUCUUCAAGCAGUACUCACCUUCAGAAGGGUAUUGCUUACAACAUGAGUGCCAUUUGUCUCAGAAGAACCUCUAGCACAAAAAAGGCUACUGAAAAUUAUUUCAAAGCAUUGUGUAUCUCAGAUGAGAUGGGUUUAAAACAUAAUCAGGCUAUUGUCCAGGCUAAUAUUGGUUUUCUUUUCCUUCACUUGUCAGCUCAUCUUCUGGCUGAGUAUUAUCUUCUAACUUCUGUCAAACUGUUUUGCAGACUGCAAAGUGGAAGCUAUUAUACUGAAUUUAUUCAAGUUCUUCUCAGCCUUGGUCAACAGUAUGUAGGUCAAAGACAGAAGGAAAGGGGCCAACUGUGCUAUGAAUGGGCCCUUCUGGUAGCCAUCAGUGUAAGCCAUAUUAAUUGCCAGCUUCAAGCCACUCAAAAGCUGUGUGACUUCUACAGAACUGUUGUCAAGUCUGAGGCUCGAUGCAUCAUCUACAAUGAAUACCAGCUUCAAUUAGCAAAGAAGAUGGGGGACAAAGAGCUGGAAGGAAGUGUUUUGGAAACCAUCAGUAAACUUUAUAUGACUUUAGGCACAGAAAGAUCAUACAGAUCUGCUCUUGAAAACACUAAAAGAAGUUUGGGGAUAUUCAUAGAUCUCCAGAAGAGGAGAAAAGAAGCUUAUGCCUGGCUGCAAGCAGGAAAAAUUUAUUACAUGCUAAGGCAGAAUGAACUGGUAGACCUGUAUAUUCAGGUUGCUCAAGAUACUGCCCUGAACACUGGUGAUCGCAGCUUUGCACUGGAGCUAUUGGAAGCUACUGGCGAUAUAUUUUUCAAUGGAACCUGGGACAGAGAGAAAGCUGUGACUUUUUACAGAGACUGGGCACUUCCUAUUGCAGUAAAAGCAGAAGACUCAAAGACAGAGCUCAGACUUUGCAAUAAGCUUGUACAUCUCCUGCUGAGUUUAAAGGCCUAUAACGAAUGCCUGGAACAUGCUCAAACAGCACUCGUGGUCAGUGCUGCUUUAGAGGACAAGCUGAAUGAACGGGUUGCUUAUCACAGACUAGCUGCUGUCCAUCAGAACUUGGGUCAGUGCGAGCUUGCAGAACAUUUCUAUCUUAAAACAUUAUCCCUGUGUUCGUCACCUCUGCAAUUUGAUGAAGAAGCACUUUAUUAUGUUAAUGUCUACAUAAAUUUGGGUGAUAUAGUAUUUUAUGAACUGAAGGACCCAUUUGAUGCUGCAGGAUAUUAUCACCUAGCCUUGGCUGCUGCAAUGGAUUUGAACAACAAAAAAGCUCAAUUAAAGAUUUGCACAAAACUUGCUACUAUUUAUCAUAACUUCUUGAUGGAUCGAAGCUUGUCCUUAUUUUAUUAUCAGAAAGCUAGAACAUUUGCAACAGAGUUAAAUAUCCGAAGAAUCAAUCUUGCACCGGAUCGAUAUUAUCAAAUUCAAAACACAGCAAACACAUAUUUUAAAAACUGUACUUAAUGUAGUGUAUUGUAAGUAGGUGAUACACAGAUAUGGACCUAAUAUGCGACAAGGUAUAGUCUUUACAAGAUACCCGACUUGCAAAUCUACUGUUAAUAUGUCUCUUUUCUUAGAAGAGCUUGUAAUGCAUUUUGCAACAAAUGUUUUGGAUAAUUGCAUCAACUGCUAGAACUAUAUUCCAAGACCAUUAUUCAUUUUUAUUUCAGAAAUAACAUUUGAAUACUGCACGUGCAGUAAUGUGCAAGUUUUUUUUAAUAGGCAUAUUGAAUAAACAGUUAUGGAAAAUUAAAAGAAUA
Molecule: messenger RNA, 4888 nt
Organism: Protopterus annectens (West African lungfish)
Lineage: Eukaryota; Metazoa; Chordata; Ceratodontiformes; Protopteridae
Gene: SH3TC1
Product: SH3 domain and tetratricopeptide repeats 1
Exons: 18
Coding region: 504-4592 (1362 amino acids)
Molecular function (GO): protein binding
Source: RefSeq, a predicted model, not a curated record